This is a messenger RNA of Mytilus trossulus (common blue mussel), 5435 nucleotides long. RefSeq lists its product as uncharacterized. Lineage: Eukaryota; Metazoa; Mollusca; Bivalvia; Mytilida; Mytilidae. The transcript is spliced from 34 exons. Gene Ontology annotation, molecular function: protein binding. The record is from RefSeq and is a predicted model, not a curated record. Bases 249 to 3680 code for a protein of 1143 amino acids.
CGUAAUAAUUUCUCUUGUACGUAUUCGUUAAUGUUUCUUCUCAUACGGAAAAAAAUAAUCAGUAAAUAGUCAAGAUAACGAAUACUAAGCACCACACGUUUGUAAAGCUUCCAUGACAUUUUUUACGCCUGAAUAAAUUUGCACUUUUUUAAUAGCGUAUUAUUUACAUUGUAUGCAAACUGGCAAGUGCUUCCAAAAAGUUGCUGAAGGCAUGGAUGUAGCUUUUGUUGGUGAAUGAAACCGGAAAGAUGAGGUUAAACACACAGCUGAUUCGUUCCAGAUCGAAAGGGCCUUUGCAAACUGUUGAAUAUUUGGAUUUAUCAAACUCAGGAAUAGAAACAAUAGAAAAAUUAAACAGCUGUGCCAAACUUCAUACUCUAGAUCUUCGUGGAAAUGCAUUAUACGAAGUGGUUAACUUAGAAUCUUGUCAGCAAUUAUGGAAUAUUGAUCUAAGUAAUAAUGAGUUGAAGAGCCUAGAUGGGUUAUCAAAAUUUGUCGCUCUUGGAAACUUGAAUUUAUCAAAUAAUGACUUGACAUGGCAUGAACUUGGAAAAAUUAGACAUUUACACAUCCUCAAUCUUAGUUUCCAUGGAAAUCGUCAGCUCGAGAAAGAUCCUUAUUAUCGCAUUCAUAUAGUAGAUUGUUUACCUCAUGUUUGGAUGUUAGACGGAAGAUUAAUAACAGCUGGAGAGCGACUUCAAGUGAAGAAUUUCUUCCAUGAAUCUGCAUUAACAGAACAUCCCAUUAGACACAAAUUAUCAAAAGACUGGUUCAUACCUACAGCAAUGAAGAGAAUAGACAUGACAGGAAUAUUUGGUGAUAAGGCAACUCAUGUAAUGACAAAAUUCCCAGUGAAUGGAAUGCACAAUGUCGAAACAGACAGGAGAAGACUUAAGUAUAUAGCCUAUAGCUUACAAGAAGAUUUACUCAUAGAAAAGAAAUACACUCACAAUGAUUAUCAGAUUUUGCGGUAUCACAAAAGCUUCAUGGAAGACAUAUUGUCUAGUCGACCACAGGACCGUGAAAGAUGUAAUAUGUUGUUAAUGUUAUUAGUUGCCUCAUUAGAAUUUGUUAUGCCAACUCAUUUAAUGAAAGAUACAUUAGAAACAACGAAGCUUAGUAAAGUUGGGAAUGUGUUUACCAUGGAUAUAUUUUUAUUAUCACGAGAUGUUCGGUGUUAUAUUGUGUCCAUUUUAUUGGGAGCUGUUAAAGUGGACAAAGAUGACAAAGAGGCAUGUAAUGAUGGAGGUCUUUAUGACAAGUUGUAUUUGUGUUUAUUUUAUACCAUAUCAGAACUUACCAAACUUAGUCAUGCUGUUGAUAAAAGAGAAUGUGCCAUUAAAUCUAAACUUAAUACUGUCUACAGAGACUAUAAAUGUUUACUUGCCUCAGAAGUUGUACAGCUGUUGUGUAUUGUUCCUACAUUCUUUGACUACAUAACAAAAGAUAUAGGUGUUAUGAAUUUAGUGAUAACAGCAACUGGUGAUAAAGAUGUAACAGAAAAAAUAAACAAAGUUUCUGUCGCUGUUAAAGAGGAGGGGGGAGAUGUCAACAAAAUGUAUGAGGAGUUAUCUGCUCUUCUGCUGCAGAAAGUUCAGGAACAGUCUAAAAAUAUCAGUAACCAAUCACCACGGCUAUCAUCGUCUGAUAUAAUUCUCAGUCCAACCAAACUAUCUCCUGUUAAAUCUAUCAACCCCGUAGAUGUAGCAGAUUUCCACAUGAGAGGAGUAACUAGUCCUGAAAAAGACCCUCCUAGAGUCAUCAGUGCCAGAAAACCUGCAGAACGAUUCCCAAAACUUGGAGAUUCCUUGUUACUUGGACCACAGACUCUUGGUAAAAUUGUUUCAUUGCCACAACCAUUUGUUGCUCUUGUUGCUAUGGAUUCUGUCCCAGCUGCCAAUGGUGCUAUGCAAAGUAAAUUAAAGAGUAGUGAGGACCAUUAUACUUAUGUUAACAUGGACCAGUUACUAUGGGACCACAAUAUGCACUUUUGGAAACCCAAAGGAGCUAUUGGUGACAGUAUACUGUUGGAGUAUUUAACCAACUGUAGAUCGUCAUCAAGGUUAACUAUACACACUGUUGAAGAUUUACAAAAGGAGUUAGAAAGAAAAGCCAACAUGGCAGACAGACAGUUGAGACCUAAUUCCCCUGAUUGGCAGGCGAGUCAUGGCACAGAACCUCUUAUUUACUCCCCUAGACAUCCUCCACCUUCAUCAGCACCACCUAGACCAAAGUCAAAUCAGGGCACUCCUAGGCCAAUGUCAUCACUAUUAAAAGAAAAACUAGAUCUAAAAUUAGAUAUGAGUAGAAGAACAGAGUCAGCUGCUGGUUACUUGGAGGCCAGACAAAGCAGUGAGAAUAUAACUAAACCUUCAUCACCACCAACGAGUAUAUCAGGAGAGACAGAUGGUCCAGGUGAAUGUUACCAUUGUGCUCUAGAGGCAGCAAAGUCAAAUGAAGAAAAGGAGAAUAUUAAAUCCUCACCAGAUGGCCACCAUACACAUCAUCAUCAUGACCAUAAGCAAGAUGAAAAGGAAGAAAAAAAGGAUAAGGAAAAAAUAGGAUCAGAAGAAAACCUGGUACAUAAUUCAGCAACAGAAAAUUCCACUAAUGAACAGUUAUCUAACAAAGAAAACAAGGAACCAAAAAGUUUUAAAGAAAAGUAUGAAAAAUCCAAAAUUACACCAAGAGAAACUAAGACAACAGAUUCAGCAAGGGAAAGUAUGAGUGCUCCCACUUUACAGAUUCAAAUUCCAUCAUCAGUUGAUAUAAAGGAAGAGGUCAAAGGUAAAGAAGUGAAAUCUAAAGAGGUUACAAGCACAAGAGCCAGCAAUAUCCCACCAUCUGAUGGUAUGUCAUCUGAUAGUACUCAUCCACAAACCUCCAGCAGAGGAAAGGCAGCAUUCAUGAUCUCAGGUACUAAGCCUGUAACUGGAACAAGACCAUUUUCAGCAGUUGAUGCUUACAAGUAUAUUGUGGCUCACCCUAUAAGACAGCCAAAUGGAUCAACAGAAAAUAGCUUCUCAACAUCUUACCAGCAACAGAGAACAGAAUCGUGGAAACAGAAUGUCACAGCACGUCCUAAUACUACUGCACCUUCUACAGACGUUUUAUUGAGUAUAAUCGCAACACCUGCUCCUAGUGUGAUCAUGCCAGCCCUAGGAUUCCGUGGGAGAUCUGCCAGAAGAAAGUCACCUCCUCCUCAAAGACCAUCGUCUCCUGCUAGCCGUGGAAUACCUCCUCACCACAGACCUAAAAGUGCUGUUCUACAGGUCAGAGCUGGAACUGAAUGGUUGGCUGGAGGACGUGACCUUCACUGGGAAAAGAUGUCACAACGACCUAGAAAUUCACAUGUCCCUGGAUGGAAAGAUGGAUUACCAGAUAAUUUUCAGAGGCCAAAGUCAGCUGUUGCCAAUAGGACAUAUAAAAGAUCAAGGGCCUCAACUCCUGUCACACCAUCAUCACUUGCAUAUGAUAAUAUGAUACAUGCUGACCAAUCUGUUGAAGUAGACGAAGACAUGAAAAUAAAAACUUUGAAAACUGAUAUUUUUCGAUUCACUCCCCCCUGCAGUCCUCGUGCCAAUAGCCCUAUAAAGAUUCUACACUGCAUCAUUGAGACAGAAGAUACAGCACUCUGUUCCAGAGCACAAACUCCUACUCUACAAGAUGUGCCAACUUAAUAAUACCUCAUCAAUUCAUUAUGAUUAUCUUUAAUCUUUAAUAUUAUCAUCAAUUUGUUUCCUGUUUUAUUGUGGUAAUUCUUCAUUAAAGGAAAAAUUUGCAAAAAAAAUAAAAUUUGAUAUUCUGUUCAUCCUUGAUAAAUAAGCAUAUUCCAAAAAUAUUAAAGGUUUAUUGGACAAAUAAAAAAAAAAUGAUUAUCUUGUAUAUGUUCAAGCACUUAAACUAUUAAGUUUAUGGAUUUUUUAUUUACAUUAUUUAUAUUUUUGUUAAUAAGUGUGACUGUCCAAAUUGUGAUAUUGAAUAGUGUGACAUUAAAUUUCAGUAUCUUUAUUUAAACCAUACUGAGGAGCUUUAAUUAUGUAUUCUAAAUUGUUAAGUCCAUUUUCUCUUUUAUUUAAACCAUUAUUCUCUGUUCUUUUUGUUUUAGUACCCUCUUAAUUAAGAUCCUAUUAAAAUUAGGGGUCACAUUGUGAGCCCAUUUUUCUGUAUUCUUUUUACCAAAACCAGACCUCAUUGCUUUGAAAAUAUGAAAUGAAAUUAUACAUUCUCUUUGAAUGUUUUUUAUAUAUUUUAUACAUUAAAAUGUGACAAAUUUCAUAUUGGUAGAAUAGAUGACAUUUAAUGUUUGCCAAAUAAUAAUAUAAUGCUUUUAUGAUUGGAAACAAUUGUACUAAAUUUUGGUGGUUUAUAUAUUGCUGCAUGUUAGUCUUUCAGAGCAUUUGUGUAAGGCAUUACAAAUGAGUUAUAAUAUGUUGAAUGAAAUUUUUCUAAAGAUGUUUAAAGAGUCUUUUGCUAAAAUAAAUACUAGAAGCAGAUGCAUUACUUAAUGUUUGUCUAUUUAUGUGUGUGUGUUUAUUGUUGAUUAAUUUCUUGGUCAGAUAUCAUGACCAUGUAUGUCAUUUGACUUUUGUUAGAUUGAUAUAUUCAUACAUUGUGCAUACACAUUUUUGUGUAUAGAUAUAUACACAUGUUGUUGUUGCUUUUAUAUGUAUAUCUGAUGUGUCAAUAAAUUUUACAUUACAAUUUUAUACAAUGAUUCAUUCCGUCCACUUUUAUGAGAUGCCAAAUAUUAUGAUUAACGAAUUAAGAAAUGUUUUUUUUUUGUUAUUUUCUGUUAAAAAUUGUUUUGUCCAUUUUAAUGAACUCUUCCUGAAUAAUGAACAUUAAAUGUUAGAUUGCAGUGAUUACUUGUUUACAGCUAAUUUUGUAUGGCAAAUGUUAAAGUUCCUCAAAUUUGAUGAUAAAGUGUAAGCAGUUUGUUAAGUUUAAGAAUAAUUACAUUCAUGCUGUAUAGUAUAUCCUCUAUGAGGUGGGCUUUAUUGAAUCACUCAUCUAUAUACUACAUUAAAAAUGUUUUAUAACUAAUGCAUCACAAAACUGAAAUUUUGUCAGAGGCUGUUAUAACGUUUUCACAACUCCCUAAAUGAAAUUGAAUUGAUAUAAUUGAAUAUAUUUCAUAUCUUACACGGAAAUCUUCCAACAAAAACCAAAUUUCAAUAAAAUCCACCUGACAGUUUAGUAAAAUAAAUAGUAGCUUUCCUAUAAUAUUAUGAUUCUAUUGAAAGAGAUCACUGCUUUCAUUUCCCUUGAUAUCCAUUGACGAGGAGUUUUGUUGAACCAGGUCUUGCUUAUGUUUAUGUGAUAGUAAGUUUUAUUAUAUUUUAUAGAUAUAUUGAGUAGUCUAUUUUUUUUUACAUUGUUGAUAUGGUUACAUGACAUUUAUGGGAUCAAACAAAUAAAUUUAUAGAAAUGUU